UUGUUGAUACUUGAUGUUGAUAGUAGUUGUAGUUGUUGAUGUUCAAUAUUUUUUGCAUUUCACAACAACUUUAUUGUUCCAAGAGAAUAGAAGUCCCAAGUCAUUUACCAAUAAUUACAAAUCCAAUUUAAUUCAAGAAAAAAAUAGAAAAUUCGAAAAAAAUGACUCAAUUCAUAGAAGAAUUCUCAUCGGAUGAAGUUGAAUUGAUCUCUAGAGAAUUUAAACGUCUUGGGGAAAACACUUAUCUCGACCAUGCCGGAACGACUUUAUAUUCCGAAAAACAAAUAGAAUUUGCCGAAAAAGUAUUAAAAGAAAAUCUAUUUUGCAAUCCCCAUACUUGCAAGGUUACCGGUGAUUUGGUUGAUCAAGUUCGAUUCAGAAUCCUUAAUCAUUUCAAUACAAAUUCUAAUGAUUAUGCUGUAGUCUUUACUGCCAAUGCUACUGCAGCUCUGAAAUUAGCUGGAGAAUGUUUCAAUUUUGGUGAUAGUGGCAGAUUCUAUUACUGCCAAGAGAAUCACACAUCAGUUCUGGGAAUGAGAGAAGUUGUCCGAACUGAUGAUAUAUUUGUACUUACAAAAGAUGAUCUUUUAGAGAAUUUAAAUGAGAAUGGAAAUAACCGCUCGUUGGAAGUGAAAGGCAAUUCAUUGGUCGCCUUUUCAGCUCAAUGCAAUUUCAGUGGUUAUAAGUUGCCAUUGAGUCUAAUUUCAGCUAUUCAGGAAAAUGGUUUAAAGUCUCAUGGAACAAGAGUUCGUGGAAAGUUAUCAGACUUGGACAAUAGCAAUUUCUAUGUUUGUCUAGAUGCAGCUUCAUUCGUUGCAACAAACUUCUUGGAUCUUAACAAAUACCCAGCCGAAUUUGUAUGUGUUUCCUUUUACAAAAUCUUUGGCUAUCCCACAGGUGUUGGAGCCUUAAUAGUCAGCAAACGUGGUCAACAGCUAUUAAAGAAAUCCUAUUAUGGUGGAGGAACUGUUCAGAUCUCAAUGACUAUGGAAGAUUUCCAUGUAAAACGAAAUGGAUUCACUGAUCAUUUCGAAGAUGGAACACUUUCAUUUCUAGGAAUAGCCAAAGUCCUUGAAGGAUUUAAGACUCAUGAAAGAUUGAUAACUCGUCGAGAUGGUCUUAAGCCAAUUCAAAGGAUAUCGAAUCAUGUCUUUCAACUGGCAAAGUAUUGCUAUGAUUUUCUCCGUCAAUUAAAACAUCCCAAUGGCCAGCAACUUAUUCAAUUCUACAAUCAUACAAAUUUUAACAGCGUCCAAGACCAAGGAGGCAUAAUAACCUUCAAUAUUCUUCAUGAAGAUGGUUCUUAUGUAGGUUUCGCUGAAGUAGCAUGUAUAGCUGCAGUUUUUAAUGUCCAACUGAGAACAGGUUGCUUUUGUAAUCCUGGUGCUUGUCAGAAUCAUUUGAAACUGACAAAUGAUGAUAUUCGAAAGCAAUUCAAAGCUGGACACAUUUGUAGCGAUUACAAUGACUUGAUUGAUGGACUGCCAACAGGUGCUGUUCGAAUGUCUUUCGGUUACAUGACUCGCAAAAAAGAUGUUGACAAAGCUCUAAAGAUGAUUGCCGAUUGUUAUUUAAGUGGUAGCAGUCAACGAUUGGAAUUGAUGGAGAAAUGUAAAUCACUUCCCAGAGCUUUGGAACAUAUUCCUAGACGUUUAAAAAAGACGACAUUAAAGAAGAUUUGCAUAUAUCCUGUAAAGAGUUGUGGAUCUUUUGAGAUCAAGGAUAGUUGGGAAAUAACAGAGCGAGGGUUUAAAUACGACAGGAAUUGGAUGAUUGUUGAUGCAAAUGGCAUGGCAGUCACUCAGAAAACCCACACUAGAAUGUGCUUGAUAAAGCCAAUAAUUGACAUUGAAGCUGGAACUUUAGAGUUGACAUUCCCGUACAUGAAGUCUAUUCGUGUUCUACUUGAUGAUACUGUUGGGAAUCUUGAGGGGAAAUCAUUAGUAUCACCUCUCUGUCAGAGCAAGGUCUGUGACGACAUGGUAGAGGGUUUAGAUUUAGGAGAUGAGGUAGCAGAAUGGAUUAGCGAUUGCUUGGAAUGCACUGGCAGUCGUUUGGUUCGACAGAGUGCAGAUAGAAAAACCAAGAAUGGUGAAAACAAAGAUUUAAACCUUGUUAAUCAAGGACAAUUUCUUUUGUUAAACAAAACUUCUGUUGAAUGGUUAGCCUCUAAAGUUGAAUCGGAGCAAGAAGACAUUGAUACGACUAUUGAUAGAUUCCGAGCGAAUCUAAUAAUUGAAACACCGUUACCAUUAGAGGAAAACCAAUUUGAAGAAAUUACUAUUGGAGGUAUUCAAUUCAAAGUGGAUGGAUUUUGCAAACGAUGUCAAAUGAUUUGUAUUGAUCAACGUUCAGGGCAGAAGACAAUGGAACCUUUAAGAACGAUUGCUAAGGAAUUUAAGGGGAAAAUUCAAUUUGGGAUUUAUGUAUCUUUGAUUGGGUUUAAAAAUAAUGCAUUUAUUUCAUGCAAAGAUGAUAUAAAAACUAAAUUAAAAUAA
This is a messenger RNA of Episyrphus balteatus (marmalade hoverfly), 2498 nucleotides long. RefSeq names its product molybdenum cofactor sulfurase 3 (gene mal). Gene Ontology annotation, molecular function: pyridoxal phosphate binding; molybdenum cofactor sulfurtransferase activity; molybdenum ion binding. Lineage: Eukaryota; Metazoa; Arthropoda; Insecta; Diptera; Syrphidae. The record is from RefSeq and is a predicted model, not a curated record. The transcript has 4 exons. Bases 162 to 2498 code for a protein of 778 amino acids. Gene Ontology annotation, biological process: Mo-molybdopterin cofactor biosynthetic process.